Molecule: messenger RNA, 2291 nt
Organism: Pteropus alecto (black flying fox)
Lineage: Eukaryota; Metazoa; Chordata; Mammalia; Chiroptera; Pteropodidae
Gene: CHRNB2
Product: cholinergic receptor nicotinic beta 2 subunit
Exons: 6
Coding region: 1-1557 (518 amino acids)
Biological process (GO): nervous system process; chemical synaptic transmission; regulation of membrane potential
Cellular component (GO): postsynaptic membrane; synapse; neuron projection
Molecular function (GO): transmembrane signaling receptor activity; acetylcholine-gated monoatomic cation-selective channel activity
Source: RefSeq, a predicted model, not a curated record
AUGCCCGCAGCAUGGCCGGGCGCUCCGGCCCCACGGCGCUGCUCCUCGGCCUCGGCCUCGGCCUCCUCGGACUGUGCGCAGGGAGAGUGGGAUCUGGGUGGGCCCUUCCUGCCUACUUACCUCCUGCCCCCCACCCCCUGCCCAGGAGUCUGGGGUACAGACACAGAGGAACGGCUGGUGGAGCAUCUCCUGGAUCCUUCCCGCUAUAACAAGCUCAUCCGUCCAGCCACCAAUGGCUCUGAGCUGGUGACAGUACAGCUCAUGGUAUCACUGGCCCAGCUCAUCAGUGUGCAUGAGCGGGAGCAGAUCAUGACCACCAACGUGUGGCUAACCCAGGAGUGGGAGGAUUACCGUCUCACUUGGAAGCCUGAGGAAUUCGACAACAUGAAGAAAGUUCGACUCCCUUCCAAACACAUCUGGCUCCCAGAUGUGGUCCUGUACAAUAAUGCUGACGGCAUGUACGAGGUGUCGUUCUAUUCCAACGCCGUGGUCUCCUAUGACGGCAGCAUCUUCUGGCUGCCCCCGGCCAUCUACAAGAGCGCGUGCAAGAUCGAGGUGAAGCACUUCCCGUUCGACCAGCAGAACUGCACCAUGAAGUUCCGCUCGUGGACCUACGACCGCACCGAGAUCGACCUGGUGCUCAAGAGUGACGUGGCCAGUCUGGACGACUUCACACCCAGUGGCGAGUGGGACAUCGUGGCGCUGCCCGGCCGGCGCAACGAGAACCCAGACGACUCCACCUACGUGGACAUCACCUACGACUUCGUCAUCCGCCGCAAGCCGCUGUUCUACACCAUCAACCUCAUCAUCCCCUGCGUGCUCAUCACCUCGCUGGCCAUCCUGGUCUUCUACCUGCCGUCCGACUGCGGCGAGAAGAUGACGCUGUGCAUCUCCGUGCUGCUGGCGCUCACCGUCUUCCUGCUGCUCAUCUCCAAGAUCGUGCCGCCCACGUCCCUCGACGUGCCGCUCAUCGGCAAGUACCUCAUGUUCACCAUGGUGCUGGUCACCUUCUCCAUCGUCACCAGCGUGUGCGUGCUCAACGUGCACCACCGCUCGCCCACCACGCACACCAUGGCGCCGUGGGUCAAGGUCGUCUUCCUCGAGAAGCUGCCCACGCUGCUCUUCAUGCAGCAGCCGCGACGAGGGCAGGCUCACAUUGUCAUGGAUGGGUCUCGAGGCCAGACUUGGGAGUUUGGAUGGGCCCCGAAGGCCAUGGGGCCACCGAGGCUGUUCCGCAGGCAGGGCUGGAGCCAUGCUUUGGAAGGGCCACUCUGGGGUGUGGGGAGAGGUGUGUGUGUGUGUGAGCUGAGACCUGCUCAUACCCAGUCCACUCCUGCCCUGCACCCUGCGACUGUCACCUGGGCCUCCUUUGUCUCCGCUGUCCAGGUGAGCGAGGACUGGAAGUACGUCGCCAUGGUGAUCGACCGCCUGUUCCUUUGGAUCUUCGUCUUCGUCUGUGUCUUCGGCACCAUCGCCAUGUUCCUGCAGCCUCUCUUCCAGAACUACACCGCGGCCACCUCCCUCCGCGCAGACCGCUCGGCUCCCAGCUCCAAGUGAGGCCCCGCCCCCGCUCCGAGCUCCCGCACCCCUUCGCCCUCUGUCCUGCACUAGUUUGGGUGGAAGAGGGACAAUGAGCCACCAGGAGGAAGGGCGCUGCCGCCAAAGAUCCAUCCUCUCACGCCACCUGGAGCCCCGCCCCCCGCACCUCGGUGCACACACAGCCAGCGCCCCCCGGAGGCUGGAGCAGCCGGGCGAAGGCUCAGAAGUGGAGGACAGGGACGGUGUCGGAGCCCCGCAGCUUGGGGAGGGGCCGAGAAGGGGGCACGAUCAUCCCCUGCCUCUAAGUCAUGGGAAGGGGUGCGUGUGGGGGGCGGAAUGGGGCUCCAGCUCUGUGCUGGGCUGGCCUGACACAUGGCUGCUCAGAAGGGAGGAGCGAGAGGAGAGAGGCCUGGUGUGACCCGACGUCCGCCCGGCCCCAGUGGACAGCCGCCGGGCCGGGUGGGCUCACAGCGGGCAGGGGUGCCUGCCCCGAUGCUUAGCCUGGCGCUGUGGUCAGGCUCCUGGGGGAAGCUUCCCGCUCAGUCCCACAGCCCCUUGCUCCAGGCCCCCUUCUCCCGUGAAGAGUUCUCUGUCGUUACCCCAUUGAACUGACCAGUUGUUUGAAUAAAUGAGGGAUGUUAGUUGUAGGCAGACCAGCCUUUUUGCCAGCAGCAGAGCUGGCUGCCAGGAGGGAGCCAGUGGCGGUGAGCCUGGGGGUGGGGGUGGGGGUGGGGAGCGGCCACAUCAGCCCU